Vespula vulgaris is the source of this 864-nucleotide messenger RNA. RefSeq lists its product as uncharacterized. The record is from RefSeq and is a predicted model, not a curated record. NCBI's taxonomy places the organism in Eukaryota, Metazoa, Arthropoda, Insecta, Hymenoptera, Vespidae. The transcript is spliced from 3 exons. The coding region runs from base 252 to 755 and encodes 167 amino acids.
GAUAACAGAAACAAAAACCUUCAACGAUCGAUAACAUUUCACUCGUGUGCAAUUUCAUGUCCAUCGAGUCAAUUCGUAAAAACGAAGAGGAAAAGAUAAAUUUGGAUGUCGAGAAAGAGUCAUUGUGAAAUUCAUCGACAGCUAUUAUCCAGGGGACAAUCAAGCAGCUAGGCAGUCCGUCAGUCAGUCAGUCAGUCAGUCAGUCAGUCAGUCAGUCAGCGAAAGAAAGAGAUAGAUAAAUAGAUAGAUAAAUGGAGAUAGAGACUAUAAAUCGAUUCGUGAAAGUUCAAGGUCGACAUCCCUUUCAUUCGAUCGAUCCGCCGUACCAUGAUAGAAGUUACGAUAUCGGUUCGCUAUCGAGAAAGCAGUGUGAGUGCUUGAUUAGUCGGAAAUUAUCACGACAAAGAGAGAACGAGAUUUAUUUGAAGAAUCAUCCUGAAGUAAAAGCUUUCAUAAGUAUCUUGCUCAGAUAUCUAUUGAGAAGCUUACCGGAGGAAAACGUUCAGCAGGCUGUCGGUGCGUUUUUUAAUCGACCUCGUUACGAAAUAGUGAUGGAUCUCAAGAAAUAUCUGCGAGAGACGGGUCAGCCUAUACCCUCGACGGAAACUUUUCAAGGGAAAUAUUUCAAGGAAGAGACGACGACGACAACGACGACGACUACUCCGAGGACGACGACUACUACUACCAAUGAUAGUAGUAUAUUCUCGAACUUUGAGGAGGAAUCCAUUCAACAAGACUACAUGCCACAUUUCUAAAGCAACGAGCGUGGCAUGGAAGCAUUCAGGAAGAAGACUGAAACAGGGACGGUCCCCUUCGUUCUUUUCCCGUCGUUUGACUUAUUUUCCGAACAUUUGAACGAUAACA